Emiliania huxleyi CCMP1516 is the source of this 1098-nucleotide messenger RNA. RefSeq lists its product as hypothetical. The record is from RefSeq and is a predicted model, not a curated record. The transcript is spliced from 2 exons. Bases 1 to 1098 code for a protein of 365 amino acids. Gene Ontology annotation, molecular function: transmembrane transporter activity. NCBI's taxonomy places the organism in Eukaryota, Haptophyta, Isochrysidales, Noelaerhabdaceae. Gene Ontology annotation, cellular component: membrane.
AUGGGCUGCGCUGCGAGCCGAUCGUCGGCAACCUGCGCUUCCAGCCAGAUCGCCGGGUACGGUGGAGCAGCGCCGCGUGUGCUUGUGCUCUGUGCGCUAGUCGGCGCACAAUUUAUCUUCUCGGGGUUUCAUGUCCUCUCGGCCAUCGGCUUGCGUGAGCUGGCACCCUCCAUCUUCUCUCUGCUGCGGCUGCUCAUUGCGAUGCCGGCAAUGUUUGCGCUGGCCGUGUGUCACGAUGGCUGGGUGAUGCCUCCGCUGCGACUACAGCCGCUGCUCUGCUUCCUUGGUCUCACUGGAGUCGGCGGCUCCAUGGGGCUCGGCAUUGCUGGGAUGUACUACACGUCCGCCAUCAACCUCGCCAUAUCCCAGCCGCUACAGCCUGUUCUGACCGCCUUCCUCACUGUUGCGCUGAAAAUCGAGCGCGUCUCUGCUGGAAAGUGCGCCGGCAUCGCCAUCUCCGCCGCGGGCUGUGUCGCACUCGUAGCGCUGGGUGGGGGCAUCGAAGGCGGCGGGCGACCGUGGCGCUCGCCCUUGCUGGGGGACUUGCUGCUGCUAUGCAACUGCGUGGGCAUGGCACUCUACCUGCUGCUGCAGAAGCCAGCACUGCGUGAGCUGCCCACUUUCACGCUGACGGCAUGGGUGCUCGCGUGGGGGCUGCUUCCGAUGGCAGUCUGGUGCGCGGUCGAUCAGCGACGAGGCGGUGUGGCCGGGCUUCUCGCGCCGCUCGCAAACGCCUCGUCGCUCGCGUGGGGAUGCGCCGCCUAUGGCGGGCUGAUGGCAUCGGGGGUGGCCUACGUCCUUGUCAACUUUGGCGUGCGCCACGUGGGCGCCACCACCGCCGCCUCGUUCGUGCCGCUACAGCCCUUCUUCAGCGCGGCGCUCUCGGCGCUGGUCCUGGAGGAGUUGCCCACGCCUGGCCAAGCGCUCGGCGGCGCUGCAAUCGUAGUCGGCAUGUACUUUGUCACCUUUGCGAGCGAGGCAGCCGGCUCGGGGGCUGCGCCGCGCCUCAGCACGUCCGCGUCGAAGGUCGUGCUGCUACCCGAGGAUGAGGAGUCGGUCAUGUUGCCGGCGGCAUGCAAGCGGAGCGACGGGCGUUGA